Molecule: messenger RNA, 3272 nt
Organism: Phalaenopsis equestris
Lineage: Eukaryota; Viridiplantae; Streptophyta; Magnoliopsida; Asparagales; Orchidaceae
Product: KIN14B-interacting protein At4g14310
Source: RefSeq, a predicted model, not a curated record
UUCAAAAUCGCAUUUACACCGGCACACAGUCAACACACACACGCACACUCUCUCUCUCUCUCUCUCUCUCUCUCUCUUAUCAUCCAACCACACCACCACUGGACCGCUCCCUCUCGCUCCUAAACCCUAGAGAAAUGUCCUCCAGGCUCAAAGAGAGGGGAGGAGCGGGUGGAAAGAUCACCGCUUCCAAGCCCGGAAAAACCCUAUCCCUUAAUUGUCACCAGGACAAGCCAAGAUCGCAGUGUAUCCCCCUCGCUGCACCCCAGAAAGAGCUCCCACGAUCCACCUCUGUCUGUCGGCCCUCUAUUCCUCGGCUCGACCAUAAUGGGAAGGAGAAUCCCCGGCCCAUCUCCGCAGGUCGGCCGUCUAUAUCCGGCUCUUUUACCGGAAAAGAUAAACCAAGACCCCUCUCAGCCGGCCGGCCUUCCGUUGCUCGAUCUGAGAAUCCGCCGCUCAAGCAUGCCCAGAAGCCCGCAGCCGCUGUCAUCCGCUCUGCAUGUUCCCUCUCCAGAGGUAAAGUUACUGAUUUUCGUUGCGAUAACAUCCCUAGACUUUCUGGCUUCCCGGAAAGAAGAAGCUUUUCUGGAUUUAGGACUUUGGAUAAGGAAUUGGCGGGAAAAUGCCAACUGGUUAAGAAUUCUGGUGUAAACAGUGAGAAAUAUGUGAACUUGAUGAGAGGGGUUACAGAUGUCUGCAAAUCGAAAGGAUUUCUGGGCGCAAAGCCUCAGCAGUGUUCUUAUAAGGCUUUAAAGAAAGUUGCUCGUAAAGCUGAAGAAUUGGACAUUGGUCACUCUGAUUCUCAAAACUUUGUCAGGAAAGAUUUUUCUGGUUUUAACGCGAAGCCAGCUGAUAGGAUCGGGAGCAAUGGGGUUAUGGUUUUAGAAAGUCACGCAGACGAAGUUGUUUCGGUCGAUGCAAAUGAAACAGUGGGAAGCGACAAAGAUGAUGCGGGCCAUGCUCAGAGCUUAAUGAACAAGGGGGCCUUGGAUUUGAUUUCUAAAAACCUCUGCGAGACGGGAGGAGGGGUUCAUGUUGAUAAUACAGCAGUUCAUAUUGAGAAAAAUUGCUUGAAUUUAGGUUUUGAAACAGUAGUAGCUAAGGGAAAUGAUGGGGUGGAAGCCGUGAAGGAGGUUUGCUCUGCAGCUACUGCUAAUGGCUAUCAGAGCAACCUCCAUGAGAAGCUUGCACUACUAGAAUCUAAAGUUCUUAAAAUAGCCAUGGAGAUCAAGCAGACCAAAGACAUGUUAGACAAGAACAAACCAGGUAAAUCAAGUCUAGUUCUUUCUGACAUCCAGAAGAAAAUAUCUGGGGUUGAAAAAGCAGUGCAUGACAUUAAAGAUGGGGCUAAAUUUGACUCAUUUUCUUCGUCUUCAGUCAAACUUGACGAUUGUGUAGUUUCAAAUCUGUCACAGAAAACAAGGAAUUCAUUACCUUCCAUAAAAAGCUCGAACCUUGAUGAACUGGAAGCUAGGUUCUUCCCACAUCAUAAGUUAAUGAGGGAUCGCCUUUCAUCGGUCAUCUCAGCAGAACAGGGUAGUAUCUGUGAACCGGCUUGUUUGAGGAUUAAUGGAGGCCAAAAUAUCGAUGAUGGUUUGACUGAUGAAAACCUCAUUGGACUGGACUUUUUGGCUUCUUUAAGAGAAGAGCAGUCUAAACCUAAAAAGUUUGAUGUAAACAUCCAAUUCACUCAUGGCAUGGUGAACAAAAUGCAACCUGAGAAUAUAUCAUCUGUUCAAAAUGAUUCAAGGAGCAUGACUAGAGGGCAACAACAGGAGGUUGAUUUGGAAUCUAAUGAAAAAAUUGAAGAAGUUGGUACUCCAGAGAAUUAUCCUCCAUCAAUGUCAUGUAUAGGUACCGAGGAGUCUAAUAUUCAUCAGCUGUCUGAAAUUGGUAGGAAGGUUUCAACUGGGGGAUGGUUUGUUUCUGGAGGAGCUGUUCUUCUUGCUCACGAUGAUAAUUCUUGUUCCUACUAUGACAUUUCCAACUCAGAGGUGAAGUCUGAAUACAAAUCUCCAACUGGUUUUCCGAGUAAUUUAUGGGGCGACUGUUGGUUAAUUCGUGCACCUGGAAUCGAUGGAUGCUCUGGACAAUAUGUUGUUGCAGCAUCAGCUGGAAAUGCUUUAGAGUCUGGAUUUUGUUCCUGGGACUUCUACACAAAAGAUGUUAAAGCUUCUCGUGUUGUGGGGGGGAAAGAAAAUACCUUUUCAGGCUCAUCAAGCAGAACUGAGGUGUCUUCCAUUACCAGAAGCUCCCUACACGCAUUGGAAAAUCGAUCUAAUUGGUGUAGGCCGUGUGGACCAUUGCUGAUCUCCACAUCGAGCGGGCAGAAGGUCGUGCAUGCUUAUGAUAUCCGUGACGGUGAUCUGGUGAUGACGUGGGAAGCGAGUGGUUUGGUUGCUGAGAUGGAAUACUCAAGCCCUCUGCAAUGGAGGAACAGGGGGAAGGUUAUAAUAGCGGAGAGGGAAGCCAUUACUCUUUGGGAUGUUAAUUCGCUCAAUCCACAGCCAACCCUAUCUGUACCUUUUGUUGGCAAAAAAAUAUAUUCGCUUCAUGUGAACAACACAGAUGCUGAGAUAGGCGCUGGCAUCCGUCAAAGGGCGAGCUCUACUGAAGUGGAGGGGAACGAUGGUGUUGUAUGCACUCAGGAUAGUCUUAAUGUGUUUGAUUUUCGAGUUCCUUCGGGCAUAGGACUCAAGAUAUCCAGGCAUGGCGCCAAUGCUCUCUCCAUCUUCUCCCGCGGCGACUUCAUUUUACUCGGGAGCACUGAAGGAACAUUAUCUGUGAAGAGCGGCAGCCUGCGCUCACAUGUCGAGCAUUUUUCGCUCCGCAAAGCGAGUCUUGUGGCCACCUAUCUGAUGCCAGAAUUCAACUCUCAUUAUCAUCACUCAUCAAUCACUCAAGUUUGGGGAAACUCCAAUAUUGUUAUGGGCAUAUGUGGCAUGGGACUGUUUGUGUUUGAUGCUUUGAAUGACCAUGGAAACACAGAUGCAGUGAAGGAAACUAUUGGUCCAGAUGAUUUAUUUCGACCGACGUUUGAUUAUAUGGAUUCGAGGGUGCUUGUUAUAUCGAGGGACCGACCCGCAUUUUGGAAGUAUCUGCUAUAGAUUUGUAUGUGUAUGUGGUUGUUCUGUAGCAGUCAAUGACUUCACAGUCUAUUUUAGUUUGAACAGCAGCAGAUGCUUGCUUCUCUCUAGUUGUAGAAAUGAAAAACUUUGGUCUUUAUUUCAUAUUGUGCUGAUUUUUUUUUCUAUAAAUGAAUCCUCUUACUAUCU